Drosophila willistoni is the source of this 3257-nucleotide messenger RNA. RefSeq lists its product as uncharacterized. The record is from RefSeq and is a predicted model, not a curated record. NCBI's taxonomy places the organism in Eukaryota, Metazoa, Arthropoda, Insecta, Diptera, Drosophilidae. The coding region runs from base 89 to 2866 and encodes 925 amino acids. Gene Ontology annotation, molecular function: metal ion binding. The transcript has 2 exons.
CGCCACCUCGUUUGUAUUUUACCGCUAUACUCAUCAAACAGGUCGCGAAAAAGUUCUUUUAAUUGAAUGAUAUAAAAACUAUAAAACAAUGGAAUUGAGCGAUCUUGCUGGCAUGGUCAAGCUCUGCCAUCGUAAUGUACACAAACUACAGGCUAAAUUACUAUCUUAUGAACAUGAAGUGGAUGCAGUGUCUCAAGCCCUCAAGGAAAAAUGGAUCGAAGUAGAUCGCGUCGAUGGGCGUCUGAUUUCAGUCCAUGAUCAUUUAUUGUCGAGUCUGAGUGAUGUCAAUGAGCAUGUGAUUAAACUAAUCCUACACAUUAAUCUCAAUCGUACAGGCAUGCUAUUGCCAGGCGUGGAAGGAGGAAAUUAUGUUAAGCAUACUAAUGAAGAUGGUAUUGAAGUUCAACUGGAUAUGGAUUAUGAGAAAGAGAAAUUUCCUCGUCGGUCAUCAAUCAAGUCUAGUAUCGAGCCUAUGUCAGAGCAAAUGUUGGUACCAAUGUCGGUCAGUUGUCCCCCGGAUGUCCUAGCGCCACAGUUAAAAUCUUUGACUCCUCCACCUAUUCCGGAAAGAAAGGCCCCUUCUACUACGAAUAAUGCGCCAAUGGGACAAAAGAAAAAUCCUUCUAAUUCUACUCCUCCUGCUUUUGUGGAACAUAAGAAAAAAUCAUCUUGUUCUAUUUCGCCAGAACCUGUGAAACAACAGAAAAAUCCUUCCAAUUCUGCACCUGCUCCUUUACGACAUGAGGAGAAACAACCAGCAUGUACUUCAUACCGUGAACCUCAAAAACAACAGGAUAAUUACCCAAAUUCUCUUUCACCUCCUGUGAAACUACAGGAACCAACGUUUACUAGAUUCCCUGUUCCUGCUGGACAACAGGAGAGGAAGCCAACUGAACCUGUCGGACAACAGGAGAAGAAACUAGCAGAGACUUCAACUUCUCUUCCUGUGUUACAACAGGAGAAGCCAAAUGAUCCCACACACGCAGUUUCUUUGGGACAACAGGAGGAGUUUGCGCUAAAAUAUCCUACUCUAGUGGGACAACAGAAGCCGAAGACUACUCACAAGCCUCCUGCUCCCGUGGAACCACAACCAAACAAGCCUGUGCUUACGCCUCCUGUUUUAGUGGUUCAACAAGAGAAGGGGCCAGCAUAUAGGAAAUUACCAUCUCCUGUGGAGCAGGAGCAAAAGAAACCAAUUCACGCGCAGAAGGAGAAAACUAUUGCUACUUCAGUGGUUUCUUCACCCACUCCCACACUUACUUCCUUGCAAGCUCCUAACGAAGGAGUAAUACCCGCAUCACAUCCUGCUCCUCAAGUGGAAAAGUCUUCAUCUGAUCCUUCUCCUCCUGCAGUGCCCGAAAUCAUAAAGCUUCCAAUUAAGCCCCGACAAAGUUACCUUCUGCCACCCAAGGGCGGCACAGAAAUAUCCAGUAAUGUGGUAUAUAAUUAUGUCAAGAAGAACAUUGACGCCUUUCCUCAGGGCAGCAUAUGCAAAGCCACCAUGAUGUUCCUCAAUAUAGCCGACAAUUGUUUCUUUGUGGCCAAAUGGGGAUUGAGUUCCAAGCCAUUGCAAAAACUAUUGGCAGCCGAGAUACCUUUGCGUGAAGUCAAUCAAAUGCCCGAUUUUGGUGAGAUCUUUGGCAUCUAUGAUAGUCAGGAUAAUAUCAUACCACGUUGUGUUAUCAAUGCCCACGCCGAAGGCGGUGGCUAUGAAGCCUAUUUGAUCGACUACGGCGAAUAUUUGCACCUGAAUGGCAAUGAGACAAUAUUCGAAUUGCCUGAGGAGGUGAAACAAUUGCCAGCGGAAGCCAUUAAAUGUUAUCUCAUGAACGGAAAUGUAGCGAAAAUGACUAAUUAUAGCUAUCAGAAUGUAAUACUACGUAUUACGGAUAACGAUGGCAACGAUUUGCAAGUGGAACUUUUAGAGGGAGACAGUAUACCAGAAGAAAACAUGGAAACUUUGAAAGAAUCUCAGCCUGUUGGCCAAUUGCUUAAUGAGGAACAAAAACAGAUAUUGGAGGACUUUGAAAAGGGCACCAGUAAUGCUGUCAAAGCGGUUAUGGGCUUUAAGCCCACAGAUGAUCAGCGUCUAUGUCGAUACUAUGAUCCCAAGCUCAAUGGUUGUUUCAAGGGUAACAAUUGUCGGCUUGUACAUGAGCCACCAGCUCCAUUUGGGGCCACAAAAGAUGUGGAAUUGGUUGAUCCCCUACUGGACAGUGUUUUUGCCCCUUCCCAAACUUUAAAUUCUUUGGAAUUGGGUAGCGUGGUCAUCAUAGAGGUCACCUAUAUAUGCAGUCCCACCCAUGUCUAUGCUCAAUUCGUAAACGAUUCUCCAGCUUUAAUAUGGACUAAAAAGGAAAUCAACGAUUCCAAUCGUGUAUUCUCCAAGAGACCAUGCCUACUCGAUAUCGUUUUGGCCAAAUAUACUGAUGAUUGCUAUUAUCGAGCACAAAUUAUCGAUGAUUGCGGUGGAGGAGAAUAUAGAAUAUUCUAUGUGGAUUAUGGUAACACGGGAUUUGUAACUCUAAAAUCGUUGGCUCCUUGCGGCCCGGAGGACAGUCUUAAGCCGCAUCGUGCCAUCUGUUGUCACAUUGAGGGCGUGGUCCGUAAACCCAUGGCAUCUCUCUCAACAACAAAAGAAGGCACUGAAUACCUAAAGAGCCGUAUUUUAAAUAUGCAAAUUGAGGUAAAGAUUAUACGUCAAUUGCCCGAUGCAUGGGGUGUACAUUUCCAGGGCUCUUUUAUGGAUGUGCCCAAUCAAUUGGUUAAACAUGGUUAUGCUCUGCCCAAUGCGGGUGUCACACGUGACGAUACUGGACAAUUCGAGUUCAACGAAUUAGCUGAUUCAAUUUCUAGCGAGUACUAAAAACAAACUACUAAUUUUUGCCUAAAAAGUCAAUCAAAAAAGAAUCAUAUAAAAUAUUUUUACUUAUAUGGAUAUAUUUUAAUGGAAUAAUGGAAAGUGAUCAGAAUGAAGAGAACCAGCGACAACGUUCCUCACAGUCUUUGUUAUACCGUGUGGCUAUUUUGGCCAUAACCGUUUUGAUCUGCAUUGGCUUAGUCUUGUAUUUCAUAUGGUCUAAGUAAUAGUAAACCCAUUGAAUAGACUUGAGGACAAUGACAAUGAUAAUUAAUUAACAAAGAUGAUGAUGAUGAUGAGGAUGACAAGUUGCUGCUAUUUACUGGACAAUCUAUAAAGAUAGAUAUAUCUAAAUUAACCAACUAAAAUUAUUAAAUUAUGUUUAAGUUUGAAACUA